GAGAGACUUCCAGCAGCUCAAAAUCAUUAUAACUGUCAUGCUAGCUAUCAUGUUACUGCAGUUGCUCCCAUAUUAUAGAUUUUGUCUUGCUUACCUGAAUACAGAAAGCUCCGAGAGAAACUUAUCCUGCUAGUCAGAGAGGGCCCAGAGGCUCUGAGACAUUGCUGCCACUGUAGUCUCUUGUUGUUCUUGCCAUAUCAGAGAUGGGUUUAAUUGAUUGCUGGUAUGUGGAUCAGACAAGGGUUUUAUUAGGACAUCAAUACUGGCAUAUGGAUUUGAGAGGACACAGACAGCCAGUUUAUGCUACAAUGCGAAAUCUAUCCAAAAAGGAUCAGUUGGAGGAAGCAGCUGGAAGUACUUUGGGAGAUACCCUAGAAAUUAAACAACUGGAUGUGUGUAGUGAAGAAUCAGUCAAAGACUGUGUGAAUAACAUUCCUAACAGAAAGAUAGAUGUAUUAGUUAGCAAUGCUGGUAUUGGAAUGGUGGGGCCUAUCGAAUGCCAGAGCAUGGAAGACAUGUUUAAUGUGAUGGACACUAAUUUCUUUGGACUUGUUAGACUGCUGAAAGAAAUUUUACCAGAUAUGAAGAAAAGAAAGAGUGGCCACAUUGUAGUAAUAAGUAGCGUUAUGGGGAUUCAAGGUAUAUUAUUCAACGAUAUAUACGCAGCAUCAAAAUUUGCUGUUGAAGGAUUCUGUGAAAGCCUUGCUAUACAGGUCCUGAAAUUUAAGCUCUGUCUUACUCUGAUUGAACCAGGACCAGUUAUAACAGAGUUUGAAAGAAAGGUCUAUGAAGAAGGGAUGAAAAUGGACCUUUCUAGUGCAGAUAAGGAAACAGCAGACAUGUUUACAAACAUUUAUCUUAAGAAUUAUAAACAGAUCUUUGAGAGUCUUGGACAGAGCCCAGAAGAAGUGGCAGAGCACACUAUAAAAAUAAUAAACUCAGAAAAUCCACCAUUCCGCCAUCAGACCAAUACCCUCUACACACCCAUGACUACUCUGAAAUAUGCUGAUCCCAGUGGAGACCUACCCAUUGAUACUUUCUACAAGAUGGUUUUCCAGCAUGAUAAAGUCUUCAGUGCAAGCCUCAACUUCAUCAAGCUGUUGAGAUGGAGAAGCAGAAAAAGUUUUGAUCUUGGAAAACCACAGUCAUAACAAUGUUUUUGUCUUUUUCUUAUUUAUUUUAUAUUACAUCUUUCCUUUUGUGAAUUGUUUAAAACAUGACAUAACUAAUGAAUGAAUGAAUGUAACUACAUAAAUCAUAUUGAAAAAUGAAAAUCAAAUGAAAUGACUUCUUGUACCACUAAAAAUUAAGGAAAUAAUAAAAGCACAGAAAUAAA
Molecule: messenger RNA, 1336 nt
Organism: Protopterus annectens (West African lungfish)
Lineage: Eukaryota; Metazoa; Chordata; Ceratodontiformes; Protopteridae
Product: retinol dehydrogenase 8-like
Exons: 6
Coding region: 204-1151 (315 amino acids)
Biological process (GO): estrogen biosynthetic process
Cellular component (GO): cytoplasm
Molecular function (GO): estradiol 17-beta-dehydrogenase [NAD(P)+] activity
Source: RefSeq, a predicted model, not a curated record